Acomys russatus (golden spiny mouse) is the source of this 636-nucleotide messenger RNA. RefSeq names its product NADH:ubiquinone oxidoreductase subunit C2 (gene Ndufc2). The record is from RefSeq and is a predicted model, not a curated record. The transcript has 3 exons. Bases 145 to 507 code for a protein of 120 amino acids. Lineage: Eukaryota; Metazoa; Chordata; Mammalia; Rodentia; Muridae. Gene Ontology annotation, biological process: mitochondrial electron transport, NADH to ubiquinone. Gene Ontology annotation, cellular component: mitochondrial inner membrane.
GGGGAAGCUUUUCGGUGCUGCACCGCCGUACCCUAUGCCCUUCAGCCUGGAGCUCGGAGGAAAACCUUAGCUCGGUCGCGGCGUUCGUGGUUUUUCUUAUAGUUGGAAUCUUGAGGUGAGACCUCAGGUGGAAACGGCAUCAAUAUGAUGGACGGACGGCCGGGCCGCGAGCCCUUAAAAUUCCUGCCGGAUGAGGCCCGGAGCCUGCCCCCGCCCAGGCUGAACGACCCGCGGCUCGUCUACAUCGGCUUCCUGGGCUACUGCUCCGGCCUGCUCGACAACGCGUUGCGGAUGAAACCUGUGCUGAAAGCAGGCUUGCAUCGCCAGCUUCUGUAUGUUACUUCCUUCUUCUUUGCUGGAUAUUAUUUUUUAAAACGUCAAGACUAUUUGUAUGCUGUGAAGGACCGUGACAUGUUUGGAUAUAUAAAAUUACAUCCAGAAGAUUUUCCUGAAAAAGAGAAGAAAACUUAUGGUGAAAUUCUUGAGCCAUUCCAUCCAGUGCGUUGAAGUCUUCAAAAGGCUUGCUCCUGUUCACCACAGCCUGAAUAUUUCUGAAUUUUAUGGAAUAUCUUUCUGUGACAGUUGAAGUUUAGGUUAAUAUGUUAAUACCUAUAAUUAAAAUGGUUAUUAUGAGUA